AUGUUUCACUCCGUUGCUCUUUUCGCUCUUUUCGCCUUGACAAGUUCUGUGUCCGCUAUUUACUCGAACAAUACUGCCUUCACCACUACCACUUUAGCGCCCAGCUACUCCUUGGAGCCCCACGAGACUACCAUAUCGUACGCUGACGACACCACCACUUUUUUCGUCACUUCAACGGUGUACUCCACGAACUGGUUCACUUCAACUUCGGCCACCAUCACCAAUGCGGCCACCUCCUCGGCUUCUGGAUCGGCAGCACCAGAAUACACCCAUGAAAUUACCUCCACCUCGACCAUCACGUCCACUUUGCUGCUAACCCUUCAUGACACCACUACCUUGGCUCCAUCAUCUACUGCAGUCAGUGUCAGUGAUGAGGAUUCGAACAACAAGGAUGCGAAGGUUAGGUCCAUUGACCAGGCUUCAACUUCUAACGGUUGUGUCCCAAUCACAAAGUUUGUCACUGUGACCAAUGAGCCCGUUACACAGUACGUUACAGUCACCCCAAAUACGACUACUCAAUAUGUUACUGUCACCGGCGCACCCUCAGUUACCACUACCUCUCCAGGUAACGUACAAUGGUACAACACUACCUCGAUUACUAAUUCGACCAGUUGGUGA
Molecule: messenger RNA, 618 nt
Organism: Saccharomyces paradoxus
Lineage: Eukaryota; Fungi; Ascomycota; Saccharomycetes; Saccharomycetales; Saccharomycetaceae
Gene: SRL1
Product: Srl1p
Exons: 1
Coding region: 1-618 (205 amino acids)
Source: RefSeq, a predicted model, not a curated record